AAAAAAUCAGAAAGCAUGGCGUCGUCGUCUACAGGCUAUGUUAGCAUUCCUCGGUGCCCGGUGAUCUUUGAUGGCACUAACUAUGGGGAAUUUGCUAGCUUCAUGCGCAUUCAUAUGCGCGGUCUUCAUCUUUGGGGCGUUCUUACCGGCGAGGUCCCCUGUCCGCCGCGCCCCAUUGCUCCUGUGCCUCCUACCCUGCCGCCUGUGCCACAGGCCCUUGCUGCUGAUGCUCCACAGACUGCCAAGGAUACGGCCAAGGCUGCCGAAACCACUGCUGAUGAAGCAUAUGAGCAGCAGGUACUUGAUUAUUCAGAGGCGCUUGGUUCCUACCGAGAGAGUCUUGCUGUCUUUACUCAGUGGUGUGAUGAGGAUGCGAGGGCUGCUGCUGUUCUCUCCCAGAGUGUUCAGCCGCAGUUUGCUUCUGAGUUCAUGGACCUUACUACUGUUGCUGACAUGUGGUUCCAGCUUCGUCAGCACUAUCAGCCUUCUGGUGAUUCUCUCUUUCUAUCUGUGCUGCGCCAGGAGCAUGACCUUCAGCAGGGUGAAUCCACUGUUGAUGAGUUCCACACCCAGAGUUCUGCGAUUUGGCGCCAGCUUGACUCCCUCAGCAGUGUUGUCUGUGGUACUUUCCAGUGUUGCCGGACUGUGCGGUCAGAUGUGGAGUUCAGGAGGAUCCAUGAGUUCUUGUCUCGCCUGCGCCCAGAGUUUGAGCCCCGCCGUGCUCAGCUGUUUGCUCGAGGCCGUGUUCCUAUCUCAGAGGUGUUGACUGAGCUCCGAGCUGAGGAGACUCGUCUGCGUGGUGCUGGUCUGCUUAGGGCACCCACUGUCCUUGCUGUGCCAUCCCCUGUUCUGACGCCUACAGCACCUGGGCCCUCUCGUCCGGGGCCCCUUCUGCCCACACCGCCUGCUGCUAGAGGCGGUCGUCCUCCUCGCGGUGGAGGGCGUCCUCGCCGCGAUCGGUUCUGCGACUACUGUCAGAGGCAUGGUCACCUUGAGCCUGACUGCUUCCAGAAGCAGCGGGGAGUGCCUCGUGCUCCCUCUUCCACGCCCUCCACCAUUGGCUUCACCGAGCAGGACAUUGCGAGGCUUCAGCGCCUCCUUGCCUCCUCUGGCUCUUCCUCGACGGGCACUGCUGCCUCUGUGGCUGGUUCCUCUACACAGUCAGGAUGCUCACACGAGGGCACUAGUUGGGGCUGGCCCUCGGCGCCGUGACUCCCAGGGACUUUGGGAGCUUGACUGGCUUCAUGUUCCCUCUGCCACCACUACACCCACUGAUCCCCGUGUGCUUGCUGCUUCCACUACCGCCUCCUUCCAGCAGUGGCAUCAUCGACUCGGUCACCUUUGUGGUUCUCGCUUGU
Molecule: messenger RNA, 1358 nt
Organism: Lolium perenne
Lineage: Eukaryota; Viridiplantae; Streptophyta; Magnoliopsida; Poales; Poaceae
Source: RefSeq, a predicted model, not a curated record